Molecule: messenger RNA, 1489 nt
Organism: Durio zibethinus
Lineage: Eukaryota; Viridiplantae; Streptophyta; Magnoliopsida; Malvales; Malvaceae
Product: homeobox-leucine zipper protein HAT14-like
Biological process (GO): regulation of DNA-templated transcription
Cellular component (GO): nucleus
Molecular function (GO): DNA-binding transcription factor activity, RNA polymerase II-specific; sequence-specific DNA binding
Source: RefSeq, a predicted model, not a curated record
CCUCCCGUUCCCUUUUUCAUUCUUUAAAAAGUCAAAUUUAUUCAAAUUCCAUUUGUUAAUACUAAAACCGAAGAUUUUGCUCUAACCUUAGAAUAACGAAAAAAAAAAUCCCUCUUUCUCAUUGUCUUUCUCGCUCUUUAAUUACCUUCUCUCUCGUGCAUGAACCGGUGUAUAUUUAUAUUGAUUCACGUGCGUUUGUCAACUGGAUUUGUCGGUCAAUCUUUACUCGCACAAGGCAAAGCAAAUAAAAAGGAGUGUCAUAGAGGGAGGGGGUGGUGGGUUGUGUGUAUACAUUAAAGAAGAUUGGAUAGGGUUUUUUUUUUUUAACUCUCUUUUCAGGGUAUAUCUCUCUUCAUCAAAUCAAAAAAAAAAAAAAACAAACAAACAAGUUAUUCAAAGCCGUCUUUGCAGUUGGUUUGAUUUUGGGGGAUCUCUUUGCAAGAAAAGUCUGAUGGAGUUAGCUUUGAGCUUGGGUGAUCCCUCGAAGCCAUUUACUUUUCUUGAUAAAACCCCAAAGUUAUCAAGCAAGAAUCUAGGGUUUUGCAUGGGGCUCGGAUCACAAGAGAAAAGGGAUGGUUUUGAAGCUGAAAAUAGAGGAGAAGCUAGUAGAGAUGGUGAUGACAAAAGGGUUUCUUCAGAUCCACCUCUUCAGCUUGACCUUCUUCCUUUCUCUCCUGUUCAUCGUACCCAACCUUCUUCUCAGCUUCGCUUUCCUUGGCUCACCGAUAAUCAAACGGGUUCAUCGGAAAUACCGGGAAGAGGGUUAGAUGUGAACCGGUUACCGGUGGUAGCGGUGGCGGAUGAAGUUGAGGAAGGAGCGGCACUCUCGUCUCCCAACAGCGCGGUGUCAUCCUUUCAGAUGGAUUUUGGGAUUAGAAACGGAAGCAGUAGAGGCAAGAGAGAUCUGGAAGUUGAAACUGAAAGGGCUAGCUCAAGAGCCAGCGAUGAUGAUGAGAACGGUUCAACUCGGAAGAAACUCAGGCUAUCUAAAGAUCAAUCUGCUUUUCUUGAAGAAAGUUUCAAAGAACACAACACUCUCAAUCCUAAGCAAAAACUUGCCUUGGCCAAGCAAUUAAACCUUCGUCCUCGCCAAGUUGAAGUUUGGUUUCAGAAUAGAAGAGCAAGGACAAAAUUGAAGCAGACGGAGGUAGAUUGUGAGUAUUUAAAGAGAUGCUGCGAGACACUGACGGAAGAAAAUAGAAGGUUACAAAAAGAACUGCAAGAAUUAAGAGCCUUGAAAACUUCUCAACCAUUUUACAUGCAGCUACCUGCCACUACUCUCACUAUGUGUCCUUCAUGUGAGCGUGUCGCCACCACUUCCACCACCGCUGCUGCCACACCCAACACGUCGGCCGCCGCUGGCAGCAACACCGAUACCAAAACUGGAAUCUUACCACUGACCAAGACUAAAGGCUACCCUUUUUCUGCUCUGCAAACACAUGUGACCCAAAGCCAGCCCCAGCCCCAAGCCCACCAGGCUGCUUCAUGA